Fulvia fulva is the source of this 1653-nucleotide messenger RNA. Its product is annotated as Mevalonate kinase. The coding region runs from base 1 to 1653 and encodes 550 amino acids. The record is from RefSeq and is a predicted model, not a curated record. The transcript has a single exon. Gene Ontology annotation, biological process: ergosterol biosynthetic process; isoprenoid biosynthetic process. NCBI's taxonomy places the organism in Eukaryota, Fungi, Ascomycota, Dothideomycetes, Mycosphaerellales, Mycosphaerellaceae. Gene Ontology annotation, molecular function: mevalonate kinase activity; ATP binding. Gene Ontology annotation, cellular component: cytoplasm.
AUGCACAGCAAACAAACGAAUGGAGUGCAUUUGCAUGUCAACGGCGUCAAUGGCACAUCGGACCUGCGCAACGGCGUCAAUGGCACAUCGGACCUGCGCAACGGCGUCAAUGGCACAUCGGACAUGCGCAACGGCGUCAAUGGCACAUCGGACAUGCGCAACGGCCACCUCAAAGCGAGCAGCUCGACAUCGCCAACCCGCGACGCAGACGUCCAGACCGAGACGUCAAUACCAGCGACCAAUGGCCACGCAAGGAUCCCCUACCACAAACGCAAAGAGUCGAAUCCGCUCGCCCCGCCCUUCAUCGUCUCUGCUCCCGGCAAGACCAUCGUCUACGGCGAACAUGCAGUGGUCCACGGCAAAGCGGCCAUAGCCGCGGCCAUCUCCCUCCGAUCCUACCUCCUCGUCACAACCCUCUCCAAGUCACACCGAACAGUCUCACUCCGAUUUACCGACAUCGGCCUCGAUCACACAUGGAAUAUCGCCGACCUGCCAUGGCGGGAGUUCGCAGCGCCUGGCAAGAAGAAGAAGUACUACGAUCUGGUGACAACCCUCGACCCCGAACUCAUUGAGCUCAUGCAACCGCACCUUGCGAGCGUCAGUCCGAACGAGCCGCCCGAGAAGAGGAAGAUACACCAAGGCGCAGCGAGUGCCUUUCUAUACCUGUUCCUACACUUGGGCAGCGAGCGAAGUUCGGCAUGUAUAUAUGCCAUGCGAUCAUGCAUACCAAUCGCGGCGGGAUUGGGGAGCAGUGCGAGUGUGAGUGUUUGUAUCGCGGCGGCGCUUUUGGUUCAGUGUAGGGCACUGUCAGGACCGCAUCCCGAUCAGCAGACGAAUGAGGCGGAAGAUCAGCUGGAGAGGAUCAACAGGUGGGCGUUCGUGGGAGAGAUGCUGAUACACGGCAACCCCAGCGGAGUGGACAACACAGUCUCGACGAAUGGACAUGCUGUGCUAUUUCAACGGAAAGACUACAACAAGCCGCCGUCGGUGACAAUACUGCGAGACUUCCCAGAGCUCCCCCUUCUUCUCGUCGACACAUGCCAGUCGAAGUCGACUGCGGCAGAAGUCGCAAAGGUUGCGAACCUCAAGUCACUCCAUCCGGCUGUGGUUGAAAGCACGUUGAACGCCAUCGAUGCGAUAACACGAUCUGUAUAUGACCGCAUCACGAGUGACGAUUUUGAUCCAGAAGGCCCGGAAGGUAUAACACAUCUCGGCGAGCUCAUGUCCAUCAACCACGGCCUUUUGACCAGCUUGGGCGUAUCGCACCCUCGACUGGAACGAUUACGAUAUCUCGUCGAUCAAUCCGGCAUUGGCUGGACGAAACUGACAGGAGCUGGAGGCGGUGGAUGUGCGAUUACUCUGCUGAAGCCAGAACCCUCGUCGAAUGCUUCACAACUGAACGGCGAAUCAGCAUACACAAAGCCUGCGGAGACAACACCGCUGCAGGAUCUUGAAGUACAACUCGAAGAAGAAGGCUUCAAGAAGUACAAAACGACGCUCGGCGGUGACGGUGUGGGGAUUCUGUAUCCUGCUGUCAUUCAUGACGAAGAGAUCGAUCAAGAUAUGUUUCUGACGGCAGCUGAUCGAGAAGCUGUCGAGGAACUGGUUGGUGACCACAAUGAUCGGGAUGCUUGGAAGUACUGGCGACCGUAG